ACAGAUCCACCUCCAGUUAUUAUAACACCCCAAAAUGUCACAGUGAUGCCAGGGGAGACGGCUGUCUUAUCAUGCAUUGUUAUUAGUACAGUUCCUUACAACAUCACCUGGAAACGCAGCAAUCAGUAUGGACAACUGACCCUUGAUCCAAGGAUCCGUGCAUUUAAUAACGAUACUCUUAUUAUAGUGUAGGUUAUUUUUAUAACACAAACCCAUUUUUAAAAAAAUGGUGUCUGGCACUAUUUGGCCAUAAAUUUUGCAAAAUGGGUUUAUUAAAAGAAUCUAUUUACCUUAUGUAAAGACAAAAAUAGCAUUUUAAAGUUUUUGACUUAAUAUAUGAAUUUUGAACUCCCAUGGUAACUUAAUGAAACGUUUAAUUUAUUUCAUCUUCCUAAUUAUGGUAAUACUAGACCAGUGGUUCUUAUCCUGGGUUUGAUCGAACCCCAGGGGUUCGGUGAGUCAGUCUCAGGGGUUGGGCGAAGGUCCAAAAAAAAAGUUUUAAAAAAAUCAUAUUUUAUUUUUCCUAUUAAGAAGGGAUUGGUGAAUGCGCAUAUGAAACUGGUGGGGUUCGGUACCUCCAACAAGGUUAAGAACCACUGUACUAGACAUUCUUUAUCUAUUUUUAGUCAGGUAGUCAUAUAAAUUCCCUUUAUCACUGUUAAUGAAAACCUAUUUGCUUUAAUAUACAGUUUUUUAAAUUCUGUUUUUUUUUAUUGUUAAACUCUCCUUAAGCCGGCCAGGUUGGGCUAUCUUUUAACUUUAUUUUCAAAAGAAUUGUAUUUUAUUUAUAGAAAUGCAGGAAGGCAAGAUGAAGGGAGCUAUACAUGCAUUGCAUUUAAUGAAGGUGGCUCGGCAACAGAAACAUUGAGUGUUCGUCUGAAAGGUUUGGUAUUUUAUUUCACCUUGACUCUUUGAAUUAAUGCAUUGAUUUGUCAUAAACACUUGUCAUUAAACAUUAUUUUAAAAGUUGUUUAUUAGAUAGAUUAUAACUUUUUAUUUUUUUGUUGAAAUUUUUUACCAAUGAACUGUUAAGGAUCAAUUUACAUCUACUUUCCUGUAUUUGCUGCACUAUUUUAAUACAGGUUUUCUUACUUGGCAGAUUGGAGGAUAAAUGCAAUAAUCUGAUUACUCUAGUCCAUUGAAAAAACAUAAUUAAUUUUAAUUUCACAUCAAAUUACACAGAGGCAAAUGUUACAAACAGUUGAGUAAAAUGAAAUUAGAAUAACCAGUUAAAAUGUUGUAAUGGUAGUCUUAUCAACCAUUUCAUUUCUUGCUCCACACAGUUACACCUGUGGCUCAGAUCUUACCAAAUGAACAGACGUUUGUCACCGGGUCGUCUCGUAACUUCACGUGCAUAGCCGGGGGUUACCCUGAACCAACUUUCCUGUGGCAACAUAACGGGGACGUGCUGCCGACAGGGGGACGCAUUCAAGUGGACGGCGGCUACUUGUCGUUCAAGAACCUCAAGCCUUCAGAUGCAGGGGAUUAUGAAUGUGUUGCAUCAAACUCAGCUGGGUCCAACUCAGUCAAGUCCAAGCUUGUCUAUAUAGGUAACAUAUAUCACCAACUAACUUGAGUCCAAGCUUGUCUAUAUAGGUAACAUAUAUCACCAACUAAGUCGAGACCAAGCUUGUCUAUAUAGGUAACAUAUUUCACAAACUCAGCCAAGUCCAAGCUUGUCUAUAUAGGUAACAUAUUUUACAAACUCAUUCAAGGCCAAGCUUGUUUACAUAGGUAAAUCAUUUCAACAAAUAAAGUUAAAAUAGUUAAGAUUAAUGUGCCAAAUACAAACAAAUGUUUAAAUCAGGAGGAAACCUAAAUGGUUGUAUACAGAAUAUAAAACAAAAGAUUUUAAAAAAAAAUAAAAUAAAAGCAUUUUAUUAGUUAUUUAAAAUUGUUGAUCAUUAUAUAUGGCAUCCUUCCAUCUUCGUUAGACGAUGGAGUAGCUAUGUAGUCAUACACUUCGACGAGUGGCUCACUAGGCCAAUCCUAGAAUGACAAUGUCGGCCGCAUCUCUCGCAGGAGAAUAUUGUUCUUUAAAAUUGUUGAUCAUUAGCACAUCAAGUACAUGUGCAUAAUUGAUUAAAAAAUGUGUCAAAUGAUUUUCACCUUUAAGUUCAUGCUGUGGAGUAGCUAAGUUUUGUGUGGCCACGAGCAGGCCAAGCUUUUUGCCGCCUUCCUUCCAGACAACAACAAAAAAAAAAAAUUUCUAAAAAUGCUGCCCCUCAAUUUAAAGAACAAAAAAAGUACCACCCUGAGUCGUCUUCCCCCUCUGCACCACACUUCAUAUGCCCCUGAGCUCAUGAAGUCUAGCAGCUAGGUUUUUAAAAUUUCAUUUUUUAACAAAUUUUUAUGAAAAACAUAUGUAACAUUCAACAUCAGUGCUUAGACAUUUGAUGACAUUUGUUUUAUGACAUUUUUGUACAGUGCUAGGACAUUUGAUGUCAUUAUUAUUGUGUUUAAUGAACAGUGCUGUGCAGUAAGUUCUAUGUUUAUGAUUUGCAGAGUCGCCCCGUGUGAGAGAAUUUGAACGCAAGCUUCUUGUUUCAGUGGGAGAUGAUGCCAAACUGACAUGUGUUGCUGAUGGUAUUCCACCACCAAACACCACAUGGUAUCGUUCUGACCGCAUGGUAAAAUUGUUUGGAUAGGCCAAUUGUUUAAUUUUUGUAUUUUGAUUCAAACUUUUUGAACAAAAGUGAAAAAUUUCUCAACAGUCAACAAGACAAACAUUAAAAAAUCUCCACCAGUUGAUCAAAGAGAAAUUACAAUGUAAUAAGGACAUCACUAACAUUUUUCUCUUUAAGUGCUGCUUUGUCGCCUACUUGCCCAACACAUAUACAAACAUCAUGUAUUUCUUCUAUUUAACAGCAAACAGUAUCGUAAAAAUUGGUAAAGGGCCUACAGAAUUUAUUCUUUCAGCAAAAAUUUAUUUUAGAUCAAAGGACUUUCAGAGGAAAUCAAUUUUAUUUCACCUUAAUUCAAAGAAAAAAACUAUUAAAAAAAAAAUCCUUAUCAUUCCAGCUCCAACCAGCAUACAAUGUGGAUGUGACCAGGUCUGGUCAGCUUAUCAUUGAGAAUGUCAUGGAAUCUGACGCUGGCAGUUAUCGUUGUGUUGUCCAGAAUGAGGCUGGAUCAGACUCCGCUGAGCUUACACUGGAAGUUGGAUGUAUGAAACAUGAUAAGAUAUUUUUACAUUUGUCUGUUUUAUUAGCUUAAAAAUAUGUUUAUAAAUUAACAUAAAAUAUUGACAAUAAAGAAAAUAUGCUAACAUAGAAAUAGUAAUGACAAUUUUUUUGAUUAUGGUAUUUAACUAAAAUAUUUUAGCAUGCCAAAGUAAACUAUGAAUGUUUUAAUAACUUAAGGUGACAUAUAUUUAAGAACCUCCACUCAGAUAUAUAUUUUAUGAAAACCAUUUUUUUUAAAAAAGGAAAUUGGAUACAAAAAAGCAGGUAUACAAUGUUUAAAAGUUGAGCAUUAAAUUAUUUAAAUAGUUUCACCCUAAAAUCGCAACAACAAAAAAUUAUACCAUUUUAAAAGUUUGCUAUGUACUCAAUCGUGUGUUGGGAUUCUCAUGUAAUCAUCUCUUCCAGCCCCUCCUGAGAUCAUCCAGCACCCAGAAAACAUUGGCAUUGACAUAGAGACGAAUGGCUCACUCCCAUGUCAAGCCAUAGGGAGGCCAUUGCCAAAGCUGAGCUGGAGGCGUGAAGAUGGGAAACCUUUGGAUUUAAAUGGAAAAUUUAGACAACUGCCUUCAGGAGCUUUGGAGAUUAUCAGUGCGUGGGCCUGCCAACAAAAUACUAACCCAAUUAUAGACUGAUUCAUCCAGUCUGUGUGUGUGUUUUUUUUUUUCUUCAUAUUUCACCAGCAUGUCUUGUCACAGAUUAAAACAUCUCUUGUGUAUUUUCUUAGCUUAAAUAUAUUCUUUUAUUAAAAAUUAAAUACAAUUUGUUAAAUUUUAAAAAAAAGUUUAACUGUAAAGAAGUUCUAUAUUCUUUUAGAUUUGUUGCAUUACUAGCAUUCUCCUCCUUUGAACUACCACCCUCUUCAGUAUCUCCCAACAUCUCCAACAAAAUCCCAGCCCCCUCAGGCCAUCCACCCCAUCUAUCUCUUUUUGAAAAUAUCAAUUUUGUUAACAUGGUCUAACAAGGCCUACAAUUUAAAUAAGAUUUGCUGGAAGCAUUUGCCAACCCACAGAUUUUAAUGGCCUCCAUUUCAGAAUCAGAGGCAGACAUGUUAGCAUUGCACCACGUUGCUGACUGUUUUAACUUAUCUUAGUUAAUGACAAUUAGGGAAACGUUCUAAUUCCCCCCCAUGACCUUGAUAUAUGACCUUGAUAUAUGACCUUUAACAUUGCUGACAGACACCUGUUAGAAUUUAUUUACUGAUUUAUUUUCUAUUUUUAGAGACAACAGCUGUUUCUCUCUUUGAUCAUUUAAAAUAAGAUAAAUGCAUCAAUUGGAGAUGUGAGUAAAUAAAACACUUUCUUACCCCCAGAUAUUCAGCAAGGAGAUGAUGGAGUCUACACCUGUGUAGCUCAGAACCCAUUUGGUAUUGCUGAAGCUGAUGCCAUGGUUAGUGUUACAGGCAUAGGUGAGUUAUGCCCCCCCCCCCCCCCCCCAAUAUUUAAUCAAAUUUUGUUUCUUUAAGUACAAAAAAUAAAAAAAAUAAAAAACAUAUUUUUUGCAUCCAGCAAAAUAAAUUUUAGUUCAAUGGUACUUAUAAAAAUGACAUUCUUUUCACUUUUUUCUUCAAAAAUAAAAUGCACAUAUUUGAUUUUUUUUUUCAUUAAUAAAAAUACUAAUUAUUACACUGUUGCAAAUAUUUCAGUACGUCCUCUGAUAGCAUACACAUAUCCAUAUGUGAAAGUUGUUGAAGGAGAAUCAGCAGAACUGGAAUGUAUUGUUCUGUUGGGAAAACCAAAACCAAAACUUUCAUGGCUUCGUAAUGGUAAACUUUUACGUGAAUCUGACAGAGUUCGCUUUCUAGAGCCGGGACGGAUCACGCUAACUAAUGCCCAGGAAGAUGAUGAUGGAGACUACGUCUGCAUGGCAAGCAACAUUGGAGGAAACGAGACAUAUAAUGUUAAUCUUGAUGUUUUAGGUAAUCACCCUAGGUUAUAUGUGUAGGUCAAAUCAAUGUGGGAGCCGGAAUGAUCAAUAUAUUGAUCAUAGGCCCUCAAACUAUAGAAGAAGAAAUCUUGCCUUAGGAUGAUUCAAACAGAAUAACUUAAGAUAACUGACUCCAGUAUAUAUAAUAAGCUUAAGAUAUGCAAGGUAUUAAAAAAAAAAUUAACUCAUUAUUUACUUAAUGGAACAUGUAAUUAUGGUCCGUGAUUUUAAAAUAAUAUGUGAUAUAAUUUUGCUCUUGUUAUAAUGGCUUUUGGGUAUUAAGCAUUUUCAAUAAUCUGUUCAGUUGCAAUAGGAAUAAGCCCAUGAGCAGCAAAAGAAAGAUACAAGAAUGGGCAGCUGUAUUCUGAUUUAUGCUUGCAAAACCUAACCUACCUGCAUUGACCAAUGAAUUUCAGUCCCACCCAAGGUGAUUGAAGACAAUGAUGUGGACAGACAGACCAACUUUUCCGUGGUACAAGGUCUCAGUGUCUUCCUGCCGUGCAGUGUCACGGCAGACCCCCCAGCAACCUACUCCUGGUUCAAAGGGGGCAGCCCC
This is a messenger RNA of Lymnaea stagnalis (great pond snail), 5664 nucleotides long. Lineage: Eukaryota; Metazoa; Mollusca; Gastropoda; Lymnaeidae. The record is from the annotation of a GenBank genome assembly.